GCUACGUUUUAACUUUGUAUACCAAACCUAAAGAAGAGUUAGUUAAAUCUAAACAAAUAUUUCUACAAGUUGAUUAGCUUGUUUCCUAGGGAAGUACUUGAAAAUGGCCUAUUCAAAGGCUUUGCUGCUUGCCCUUAUUGCUGUGACUAUAGUCAUAUGCUCAGCUCGUCAAUUGGCUGAAUCUUCAACCAAUGAGGAAUCACAAUCUGUGGAGGAGUCUAAGUAUGGACACUAUGGUGGCGGCCACUAUGGAGGACAUGGUGGUGGCCACUAUGGAGGAGGCGGGGGCCACUAUGGAGGAGGCGGGGGCCACUAUGGAGGAGGUGGUGGCCACUAUGGAGGAGGUGGUGGACACGGCGGUCAUUACCCACCCAAAGAAGAGGAGUCCGUGGAGGAGUCUAAGUAUGGACACUACGGACAUGGUGGUGGAUAUGGCCAUGGUGGCGGUUAUGGACAUGGUGGUGGAUAUGGCCAUGGUGGCGGUUAUGGACAUGGUGGCGGAUAUGGCCAUGGAAGCUAUGGACAUGGUGGACAUGGUGGUCACUAUCCCCCAAAGGAGACAAAAACUUCCCAAGAACAAAAGGGUAACUAAUGAGUAGUGGCUAUAAAAUGUGCUGAGUAUCGAUAUUUAUCAUAUGUGGAUUAUGUAUUGAUCAAAGAGUUGAGUACUUCUUGUAUGUUGGUAAUGUAUUGGUUAUCCUUUUUUGUACCGCUUGUAAUUUACAAAUUAUGCAAUGUUAAAUUAAUAAAAUUGGAUGUGGUAUUUGAAGUUAA
This is a messenger RNA of Chenopodium quinoa (quinoa), 774 nucleotides long. RefSeq names its product cold and drought-regulated protein CORA-like. The record is from RefSeq and is a predicted model, not a curated record. The transcript is spliced from 2 exons. Bases 104 to 592 code for a protein of 162 amino acids. NCBI's taxonomy places the organism in Eukaryota, Viridiplantae, Streptophyta, Magnoliopsida, Caryophyllales, Amaranthaceae.